GUGGCGGAGCCGCCUGGUUCGGAUCUGACGGUGGGAUCUCCUCCCAGUCCAGCAGUGGUGCUCGAUCCGACUUCUCCACCAUGGCGCUGCCGCCUGCGAGGACACAGGGAGGGGUACAAACAACACACAAGUUUUCAGGGCCCCCAGCAGGGGGUUCAAGGGAGCUCCAGUAAUUCCAAGCAGUCAUAAGGUGAAGGGAGGGUCUCCCUGGGUUACAGUCUGUCACAGGGCCACAUAAAGAGGCCACAGGCAGCUAUAAUGUUGUUUGAUGGGAUCAGCCAGCAGCUGGACUUCACCAGCUGUGGAGAGGAGGGCAACAGCAGUGACAACAGUUCUGAUGAAUGUGCCUCCAGAAUACCAAGUCCUAGACUCAGAUCUCCCAGUCCUGCUUGCAGAACGCCAAGGGUACAGCGCCACCGCAGCAGGAACAGCACUGUGUCCUCACCGUCACAAUGCACCAGCCCUAUACCCUAUGCCUUCCUGAGGAAACUGAGGCUUUGUGAUUCUCCCAGUACCCCUAAGAGUUUGAUAUCUAAGUCGUCCCAGCCAUGCUCCAGCUCAAAGGUCAGUUGCAAGCGCAGGACGCCACAUUCUGACUCAACUGUGGUAAAUGUCUCCAGAGCGCCCUCUGUCAACGUGAAUCCUUUUACCUCUGACACCGUACGCAAAAAUAGUGAGCAGUGGAGGAACAGUUUUGGGAGUGAUGAUGAUGACUGUGGACGCAGGUUGAAACACAGCUUGACGUCAUCUGAGGAGGAUGAUGACUCUUUUCUCCCACGAAAGAAAAGAGCCGUCCAGUCCUUCAUGUUGUCACGCUAUGAGAGUGAGUUCCUGGAGCUGGAGUGCAUUGGUGUGGGUGAAUUUGGGGCAGUUUAUAAGUGUCUGAAGAGGCUGGAUGGCUGCUUGUACGCCAUAAAACGCUCACGGCGUCCCCUUGCAGGCUCUGCCAAUGAACACCUGGCUUUAAAGGAAGUAUAUGCACACGCCGUUCUGGGGCUACACCCACACGUUGUUCGCUAUUAUUCAGCAUGGGCAGAGGAAGAUCACAUGAUCAUUCAAAAUGAAUAUUGUGAUGGUGGAAGUCUCAGUGAUGCCAUGGUGAAGAAACAGGAGCUGUGUGAGCAGUUUUCAGUGGCAGAACUAAAAGAUCUCCUUUUACAAGUGUCCAUGGGUCUGAAAUACAUUCACAGUUCAGGCUUGGUACACUUGGAUAUCAAACCAAGUAAUAUAUUCAUUUGUCAGUCCCUCUCCUCAAAUUCCCCUGCUGAGAGGGACAGUGACGAUGAGGAAGACAAGAAGACUUCCGGGGGAGUCAUUUACAAGAUUGGGGAUCUUGGCCAUGUGACUUCAGCCAACGAUCCCCAGGUUGAGGAAGGGGAUAGUCGCUUUUUGGCCUUGGAGAUCCUACAUGAAGAUUACAGUCACCUUCCCAAAGCAGAUGUCUUUGCUCUAGGCCUCACUGUGGUUCUAGCAGCUGGGGCGCCCCCUCUGCCUUUAAAUGGAGACCAGUGGCACAGCCUUAGAGAGGGCAUGUUCCCCGAGCUGCCACAUGAGCUCCCACCUCCAUUUAGAAGCCUAAUUCAGCUGUUAUUGGAUCCUGACCCCGGAAAGCGUCCUUCUGCCAGAGAGCUCUGCAAACACCCAGUGUUGAAGGAGGAGAGAACCAGUCGUGUAGCUGCUCAACUCCGCAAAGAGCUCAACGUGGAGAAGUUCAGGACUGCGAUGCUUGAAAAAGAGCUCCAGCAGGCUCGACAGGCAGCACUGUCGCCUAAACAGAACCUUCCUGUUGGCUUGAAACCUGCUGUGAAGAUGGGGUCUGUACCAAGAAAGGGGAAAAGGCUUGUUGGCAGGAGCACAGCACGAUCCAUAAGUUGUGACGUAUCUGGAUACGGUGUCUGAUGCCACAAUUUGAGGCCCAGACGAUGACUGGGGAAUAUUUGCCUAAUGGAUGCUUGAAAUGACAACCUAAUUUGAUCUUUUGGGACUAACGUAUCCAAAAGAAUGCCUUGUUUUUUUUUAAUCUUAAUAAAAUGUUAUCAUCUUG
Cynoglossus semilaevis (tongue sole) is the source of this 2044-nucleotide messenger RNA. It is a transcript of the gene wee2, whose product is annotated as WEE2 oocyte meiosis inhibiting kinase. The record is from RefSeq and is a predicted model, not a curated record. Gene Ontology annotation, cellular component: cytoplasm; nucleus. Gene Ontology annotation, biological process: mitotic cell cycle; regulation of meiosis I; protein phosphorylation. Gene Ontology annotation, molecular function: non-membrane spanning protein tyrosine kinase activity; ATP binding; magnesium ion binding. The coding region runs from base 259 to 1899 and encodes 546 amino acids. The transcript has 13 exons. NCBI's taxonomy places the organism in Eukaryota, Metazoa, Chordata, Actinopteri, Pleuronectiformes, Cynoglossidae.